Molecule: messenger RNA, 1285 nt
Organism: Pseudovirgaria hyperparasitica
Lineage: Eukaryota; Fungi; Ascomycota; Dothideomycetes; Acrospermales; Acrospermaceae
Product: actin-crosslinking protein
Exons: 2
Coding region: 82-918 (278 amino acids)
Cellular component (GO): nucleolus; catalytic step 2 spliceosome; striated muscle dense body
Molecular function (GO): actin filament binding
Source: RefSeq, a predicted model, not a curated record
UACACCACCACCACCGCACACUUCUCUUUCGUGACACAAGUCACCACCACAACCACAACCACCACCACCAACAACACAACAAUGGUCAAACCACUAACCUUCAAAGGCGACAAGAAGCCCCGAAAACGCAAACGCGACCCCACCCCACCCCCAUCCGAACAACACACCCAGUCCCUCACAACCACCACAACCACCACCAGCACAACCACAGAUCCCCAACCCAGCACAACCACCACCACCACCACCAACGACAACAACGACGACACCUGGACAACCGCCGAAACAGAAGCCGACAUCACCGGGCCCGUCCUCCUCGUCCUCGCCACCAGCCCGCCCACAGCCCUCUCGAGCGACGCCCUCGGCGCCGUCUUCGCCCACCCCCUCGAAAACAUGAUCGACUCCAACCCCGCGACCGCCGAGCCGCACGACGUACGACAAGUCUGGGUCGCGGGACGGGUAGCCGGCUUGGAGGGUGUGACGCUCAAGGGGCAUCAUGGGAAAUAUCUAUCCGCCGACAAACACGGCCUCCUCAGCGCCACCUCGACAGCCGCGAACCCACCCUGCAUCUUCACGCCGGUGCCCUCGGCGCACGCACCCUCCGGCUUCGCCCUCCAGACCGCAUACGAGACCUUCCUGACCGCGCCCUCGGCAUCAGAAGUCCGGGGCGAUGCGGACACGCUGACGUACCCUUGCACGCUGCGGAUCCGGAUGCAGGCGCGCUUCAAGCCGCGGCUGCAGCAGGUGGCGCGCGAGGAAAAGGCGAGUGCGAAGAUCAGUCGGAGUGAGCUUGAGAAGCUGGCGGAGCGGAAGCUUGGGGAUGAGGAGGUUAGGCGGCUGAAGAGGGCGCGGCGGGAGGGGAAUUUCUAUGAGGAGUUGGUGUAUGUGCGGAGGAAGGGGAAGCAUGAUAAGUUUGCCUGAGGCCAUGCCGAGCGAGGCGGGGAGGAAAGGAGGGGCUAUACUAGGUAGGAGUGAAUUUUGGGUUUUUAUAGAGAUAUAUGACGUGCUAUGACGAGGAAACGGGAAGAUACAUUAUGGCUGGCCAUGCUUGUUAGACAUGGGCAAAUUAUCUUCAAAGGCAUGCAUACAUGCAUGCUACUUGGCGCGACGACGCCAGAGCAAAAGCAUUAUGUUGUUAGGUAUACCUGUGCAAUGCCAAGCACAUUUUGAAUGAGUCGAAUCGUCAAACGGCGACGUCAGGCCAAAGAACAGCUUAUUCCCGCGACAAGGAGUACGCCGCUGACGUCAGCCGGGGGGGAAAGGGGGAGAGCGGAUCUACUGCAAGAGC